Messenger RNA from Condylura cristata (star-nosed mole), 2652 nucleotides. RefSeq names its product cell division cycle 37-like 1 (gene CDC37L1). The record is from RefSeq and is a predicted model, not a curated record. Gene Ontology annotation, biological process: protein stabilization; protein folding. Bases 178 to 1191 code for a protein of 337 amino acids. The transcript has 7 exons. Lineage: Eukaryota; Metazoa; Chordata; Mammalia; Eulipotyphla; Talpidae. Gene Ontology annotation, molecular function: heat shock protein binding; protein-folding chaperone binding. Gene Ontology annotation, cellular component: cytoplasm.
CCUCCGCGGUCUGCGAGUGGCGCGGCCCGGGCUAGCGGGGCGUGCGUCGACGUCGCGGCAGUAGAGGGAUUCUGGGUAACGGCCCCGGCCGGCUGGAGCGGCUGGCUUCGCGCUGCAGGUUCCACUCACGCCUAGUCGGUUGGCGGUGGCAGUUGUGGGGGCGGGGGUCAGGUGGACAUGGAGCAGCCUUGGCCGCCGCCAGGACCUUGGAGCCUCCCUCGGGCCGAGGGUGAGGUUGAGGAAGAGAAUGACUUGGAUGUGUCUCCUGGUUCUCCCCGCUGUCUGCAGCUCCCGGAUGGCGGCCCCCAGAUAUAUAGCCAUGGGAUUGAACUGGCUUGCCAAAAGCAAAAAGAGUUUGUGAAGAGCUCUGUGGCAUGCAAAUGGAAUCUCGCUGAAGCUCAGCAAAAACUUGGUAGCUUAGCACUGCAUAACUCUGAGUCCUUGGAUCAGGAACAUGCCAAAGCACAAAUAGCAGUAUCAGAACUGAGGCAGCGGGAAGAAGAAUGGCGGCAAAAAGAAGAAGCUCUAGUACAGAGAGAGAGAAUGUGUCUGUGGAACAUGGAUGCCAUUAGCAAGGAUGUUUUUAAUAAGAGUUUUAUUAAUCAAGAUAAAAGAAAAGAUACAGAAGAUGAAGAUAAAUCAAAAUCAUUUAUGCAGAAAUAUGAGCAAAAAAUCAGACAUUUUGGUAUGUUGAGUCGGUGGGAUGAUAGUCAGAGAUUUCUGUCUGACCACCCAUACCUUGUAUGUGAAGAAACUGCUAAAUACCUUAUUUUAUGGUGUUUUCAUCUAGAAGCUGAACAGAAAAGGGCUCUAAUGGAACAAAUAGCACAUCAAGCUGUUGUAAUGCAGUUUAUUAUGGAAAUGGCAAAAAACUGUAAUGUGGAUCCAAGAGGGUGUUUUCGUUUAUUUUUCCAGAAAGCCAAAGCAGAGGAAGAAGGUUAUUUUGAAGCAUUUAAAAAUGAACUUGAAGCUUUCAAGUCAAGAGUCAGACUUUAUUCUCAAUCACCUAGUUUUCACCCUUUAGCAGUACAGAAUCAUGUUCCCCAUUCAGCUGUUGGAUCUAUAGGUUUGUUAGAAUCCUUGCCACAGAAUACAGAUUAUCUUCAGUAUUCUAUUAAUACAGCUCUCUGCAGUUUAAACUCAGUGGUACAUAAAGAAGAUGAUGAACCCAAAAUGAUGGACACUGUAUAAUUUGGUUAAGACUGCUGAAGCCAAGUGUUAUUUUGUUACAAGAAAGGAAGAACUUGGCUAUUUUCUUGACACUUUUAUGGGUGCUGCACUUUAUUUUUGUUUGGUUUUUGAUGGGAGGGAAAAAGAGUACUGAAAUGUUUUAUAAACUUUUUUUAAUGUGCUGCUAGGUUUUUUUGUUUUUUUUUUUUUUUUUUUCCUAAAGAGAAGAGUGGUACCAUAUGUUGUGGGGAAGUGAAACUGGACUCUUUUUUUUUUUUUUUUGGCUACUAAAUUUGCCUUUAAUCUUACUGUUCUCAAUUUUGGAAUCAAAGUAUGAAAAUCUGCACAAAAGCAAUGUUUACAAGAACUGGUUGAUUCUAGGAGGCAUCUGCUACAGUCUCUUUUUAUAUGGAUAUGUACAUGUCCUACUCUACAAAAAUGAUUAAAGAUAAAAAUGUACUUGUAUUCUACUGCUAAUUUAGCUGUGACAUCUGGUGUUUCAUCAUAUUAAAAGCAAUAAAUCAGUAGUUUAUAAUUACUAAAUAAGCUGGGUGUUACAAAUCAAAACAAAGUCUUUUCCCUUAAAUAAUACUACAUUCAUAUUCGACACCAUCAGUUAAAUCCUUGACUCUAACAUCAAAUUGUAUAGAUGCCAAAUUUACCCCAUAAAUAGCCUCAAAACUGUAUUCCUUAGAAAGUAAUUUUACCCUGUUGAUUUUAAGGGUUAUAAUGAUAGAAAAAGUGGUAAGACUAGAAAUAGAUUUUAUCAGCUUCAAGUUCACUCAUUAAUUUCUCUGCUUGACAUAGUCUGGGAUCUCUCAGGGAAUAAGUUUUAAAAGAAUAAUUGUGAUUUACAAGAACAAACAAUCUGAUUUAAAAGGAGGAGAAUCUGUAGAGCUAACUGCCUGAAACUGCCAGCUACCUAUUUCUAGACAUUUGGUGAUCUUUAUUGGUAAUGAUGACUUUUACUACUUUUUUCAUUUUCUCUAGUUUGUUAUCAUUUGAAUACCCUGAGCUUUUACUACUUCCUAUAUAAUUCACUUCAGAUAUACCAUGAUUUUUGAUGCCUGUGUUUGGAACUAGGUGACACUGCUUUUAUCCUUAUUAUUUAAGGAUUAAUCUAACUUACAGGAACACAAACUGCUUUGUAUUGGGUAUAGUCGGUCUGUGGCUCAGUCCUGUUAACACUAGUAGCAAACAUUUGGAAAAUGGCUAACUAGGACUGGGAAUUCCUCUCUCAACUUGAGAAACCAAAUAAUGUCAACAUACCUAUAUGGAGAUCAGAUCUGUGACCCUGACCUCAUUUUGCACCUUUUUAAAAAACUAACUGAGGUUAUAAAGAACUUAAUGCCCACAUAAAUGGACUGGAAUUACUGAAUCAUACUUCUGUAACACCACAAUCUUCUUGAUUGCCACAAUAAAGAUUUUCUUGUGCUUUUGAUAAGACAUAUAUACUCUAUAAUAAAAUACUUGACAUAUUUA